AUGUGUCAAAUGUGGAUGAGGAUCCGUGCAGGCGUACGGUGGAAACCCGGAGAAAUGAGAGCCCUUGCAUGUCGGGGGAUCGAUCUGAAGCAAGUGAAGAGCAUCAAGAUUAGCAUGGAUCCCUUUCACAAGGAUAAUGUUGCGUUAAGAGAGUUCUGGUUCGCCGUUACUGCUCCCAGAAUCAAAGCAACCAACCCGUCGGCCAAGGUCAUCCCCGAGCUCAGGAAUGACGGGAAAUCACCAUUCUUCGAGGCAGAUUUGGGUAGGUGUUUUAGUGGCUACGGAUAACAAGAUGAGCCCUUAAUGACGUCCUCUCUACGUCAUUCGUUUCAGCCGACGGAAAGAAACUCCGCUUUUUAACAGAGGGAAUGAGCACUGCAGAUGUCGUUAUGAAGUUCAACACUUUACUGGGUAAUCCACCCAUCGGGAAAGCCGGCAUCAGACCUCCUAUCCAGUAG
This is a messenger RNA of Bursaphelenchus xylophilus (pine wood nematode), 458 nucleotides long. The record is from the annotation of a GenBank genome assembly. NCBI's taxonomy places the organism in Eukaryota, Metazoa, Nematoda, Chromadorea, Rhabditida, Aphelenchoididae.